AUGGCGAACUCGGAGGGCUUCGAGAUGUCCCGGCUGGGAGUCAAAUCUGCCCAGUUCAGCGAACAACGCAUGCAUAGUCGUUCUGGCUCUGAUGGGGGUUAUAAUGGUGGGGUCACGACAUCCAUGUCAAGUGGGAAGCGUUUGGAUAGAGGUUUCGGGUCACUUUCAAUUCUGUGUCUAUCAAUCACUCUGCUCUCAUCAUGGGAAUCAGUCGCAAAUGGAUUUGAAGCAGGCCUCGUCAACGGCGGUCCCGCCGGACUGGUCUGGGGAAUGGUAUUGUCAUUAAUCGGGACAACAUUCAUCAUGCUGUCACUAGCAGAGAUGAGUUCCAUGACGCCGCUCGCUGGAGCUCAGUAUCACUGGACAGCUGUGCUCGCCCCGCCACGGGUUCAAGCAUUCAGUACCUGGAUCCAAGGAUGGAUCACUGUCUUCGGAUGGCAGGCCUCAACAACGAGUAUUUGCUACUUGGUCGCAGCGCAGAUUCAAGGCAUGGUCCUGUUGAAUGAUUCGGACUAUAUCCCGAAGCAAUGGCAUGGCACAUUGAUUAUGUGGGCUAUUAUCCUCGGGUCCGGUCUAGUCAAUAUCUACGGAAUCAAGAUCAUGCCUGCGUUGCAGAUGAUGGGUGGGAUCUUGCAUAUCACUCUCUUUAUCGCGCUCGUUGUUCCUAUCAUCCUGCUCAGCCGUCGCAGUACCUCGGAGUUUGUGUUUACCGAAUUGCUCACGGCAGAUGGGGGCUGGGAGUCUCCCGGCAUUGCUUGGUGUCUGGGCAUGUUGACGGUUACUUAUUGUUUCCUUGGCUUCGAUGGUGCCAUCCACAUGAGCGAGGAAGUACGGAAUCCAGCAGUCGUCAUUCCUCGUGUCCUGGUUCAGACCAUCGCUAUCAACGGAGUGUUGGCAUUUGUCUUCCUUCUAGUCAUUCUCUUUUGCAUCGGCAGCGUUAAAGAGGCAUUGAGCCCUGCUUAUAUGUUCCCCAUUAUUGGAAUUUUCAAGCAGAGUACCAACUCUGUCGGGGCAGCUACAGCUAUGCAGACUGCCAUUACUGGAAUUGGAAUGGUCUCCAACGUCGGUGUGGUAGCGUCCGUUUCACGACUGACUUGGGCGUUUGCUCGUGACGGUGGCCUUCCUUUCUCGUCAUACUUUUCUCACGUCGAUCGUCAACAUCGCGUCCCCAAACGCGCUAUUCUACUCGUCUGCGCCGCCGUGGUCGUCCUCUCAGUUAUUAAUGUCGCCUCCGAAACAGCGCUCAGCGCUAUCCUCGCUCUUUCCACCAGCAGUCUUUACGUUUCCUAUCUCAUUCCCAUUGUCAUGAUGAUCAUCCGACGACUCGACUCCAACCGCGGAUCUAUCCCAUUCGGGCCCUGGAACCUCGGUCGUUUCGGCAUGGCAAUCAACGUCUUCUCUCUUGUUUUUGGUGUCUUCGUUUGCAUCUUCGUUCCUUUCCCGACACAGCUUCCUGUCACAGCUGCCAACAUGAAUUGGUCCGGGCCUGUCUUUAUUGGAGUUUGUCUAUUGCUUGUCAUAGAUUGGACUUUCCGGGCUAGACAUAAGUUUAUUGGGCCGACAAAGGAUCUCUUGCAUUCCAAGAGUAAGGCCUGUGCUUCUUGA
Penicillium subrubescens is the source of this 1605-nucleotide messenger RNA. Its product is annotated as putative amino acid permease. Bases 1 to 1605 code for a protein of 534 amino acids. Gene Ontology annotation, molecular function: transmembrane transporter activity. Lineage: Eukaryota; Fungi; Ascomycota; Eurotiomycetes; Eurotiales; Aspergillaceae. Gene Ontology annotation, biological process: transmembrane transport. The transcript has 4 exons. The record is from RefSeq and is a predicted model, not a curated record. Gene Ontology annotation, cellular component: membrane.